ACACCUCGGAAAGCUAUAUCGGUGAAGAAAUCGUGUAUUUUUAUCGCUACUGACAAACACUUCUUCUUUUCAAGCCAUGACACAAGAAAGGGUCACAUGAUCGUUUUUUUGUAUCGGUAGUUUUCAUUGGCUGAGUUGACUGGUUCUCCGAUUAAAACACAGUCGCGUUAAAUUAUAGAUAAUUCAGCGGUAUUCCAGUCAAAAGCACAUGUUUAUUAUGUAAACAAACACUAGUGUUACGAGAGAAAAUGAAUACUGAACAACAAAACGCGGUUGAUGUGGCUUUACAAGGCCAUAAUCUACUGAUUACUGGUGCAGCUGGGACAGGGAAGUCUUUUGUGCUCAGUUACAUUUAUAAAACGAUGAAAGAUAGAGGUAUAAACGUGCAUCUGACUUGCACAACUGGGGUUUCUUGUGCAGUUUAUCCUACUGGUAUGGCUACCACAGUGCACAGGUUUGCGGGAAUUCUAGACUGUCGACAUGGUAGCUCAGAAAUAAGAGAUGUGCUACGUUCUAACAGGAAGUUUGAUGAAGUGGUCCAAAGAAUCAAUGAGACUGACGUUCUAAUAAUAGAUGAAUGCUCUAUGCUAAGUAAGAGGACAUUUGAAAUUUUAAAUGCUGCCUGCCAGUUGAAAGAUGCAUCCAAGUUUUUUGGAGGAAUGCAACUCAUACUCUGUGGUGAUUUUUUACAACUUCCCCCAGUUGCCAAUAAUUUGUAUAGGGAUGACGGAAGUUUUUGCUUUGAAAGUAGUAUUUUUUACAAUGUUGUACCUCAUAAAGUUGUUUUAUGUGAAAUCAUGAGACAGUCAGCUGCAGAAGCUGAGUUUAAACAGGUGAUAAGUGAAGUUUGUAAAGGUAACGUUUCAGAGAAUUCUUCACACUUUAUUGAAUGUUUAUCAAGACCACUCCCAGAGACACAACACUUUGAACCGACACUUUUUGCAACAAAUCAACAGGUGGAUUCUUUCAACAGGAAUAACAUUCUUGAAAUGCCUGGAGUGCUGUAUGAGUUCCAGUCUGCAGACACUGGUGAAAAUAGAUACCUUGACCGCCUUACUUGUCAAAAAGUGUUAUGGCUAAAGAUAGGAAUGCCUGUUAUAUUAAUACGAAAUCUUACAGACAAUCUUUACAACGGCUUGCGAGGAAUAGUUCACGACAUAGAUAAAGAUGGGCCAAGCGUAACCUUUCCAACAGGCACAAUAAGAAUUCAAAAAGUUACAUUUGAUGUUUUCAGUCCUUCUGUGAAUGCCAACAUUGCUUCAAGAAUUCAAUACCCUUUAAAACCAGCAUUUGGUAUAACUAUCCAUAAAGCACAGGGGAUGACUUUGGAAAGAGUCAAUGUUGACUGUCAACAGAUAUUCAAACCUGGCCAGCUAGGAGUGGCACUGUCAAGGGCUAGAAGCUGUGAAGGCAUACGAGUGAUUAAUUAUGAUCCAAAGUACUGUAUUAGACAGCCGCAAAUCAUUUCAGACUUUAUUUCUGAAGAUACAGUUCCAGUGAAUGAGGACGUGUCUUGUUGCAAAGGACUGUUAACAAGGUAA
Messenger RNA from Mercenaria mercenaria, 1541 nucleotides. RefSeq lists its product as uncharacterized. Gene Ontology annotation, biological process: telomere maintenance; DNA repair. The transcript has 3 exons. The record is from RefSeq and is a predicted model, not a curated record. Gene Ontology annotation, molecular function: DNA helicase activity. NCBI's taxonomy places the organism in Eukaryota, Metazoa, Mollusca, Bivalvia, Venerida, Veneridae. Bases 249 to 1541 code for a protein of 430 amino acids.